AUGUGUCUCCUUGCUGCAGCGGUAGAUGGCCUAGAGCCUAUCUUGCUGCAGCUUGCUGCUGCAGCAGCAAGCUUAGAGCCGUCGCAGCAGGUGUUGCUGCUGCAUGCAGCAGCAAAGUUGGGGCUUGCUUCUCCUUCUGUUUUAGACUUCUUGGGUGCAGCAAUAGAGAAGGGGCCUCUGCUGGAGGCAGGCGCAGCAGCAGCAGCAGCAGCAGCAGAAGCAACAGCAGCAGUAACAGCUGCAGCAGCAGCACAAGCAGAGGCCUACGGCGACGACCACCUACAGCAACAACAGCAACAACUGCAGCAGCAACAACUGCAGCAGCAGCAGCAUGGAGUAACACAGCAGCAGCAGCAGCAGCAGCAGCAAUGGGUGCAGCAGCAAAAGAUGCUGAUUAUGCUGCUGCAUGGAUUUGCUGCUGCAGAAAGGAGACACUCUCUUUGUGAUAAAAUCUUUGAUUGUCUCCUUCUCUCCCCUACGUCUGCUGCAGCAGCAGAGCUUACCAGCAGCAGCAGCAGCAGCAGCAGCAGCAGCACAAGCAGUACUUCUCCCGCUCUUCUUGCUCCUCCUGAUACAGCAGCAGGAACAGCAGCAGCAGCAGCAGCAAAAAGCCCCGUGCUGCCGCAUGCAGUUGCUGCUCUUGUGUCUCUUUGUUUAAUUCGUCUAAAAGCAUUCGAUAGAAAAGAUGUUAUGCAUGCACUCAUUGCUCCCUUCAGGGCAAAGGAGACAGCAACAGCAGCAGCAGCAGCAGCAGCUGCUGCUGCUGCUGCCACAAAGGAGACAGCUGCAGCAACAGACACGGAGGAGGCAGCUGAUGCAGCAGCAGCAGCAGGAGAUAGAGGGGAGACAGCCGCAACAGCAGAUACAAAAGACGCAGCUGCAGCUGCAGCAGCUGCUGCUGCUGCUGCUGCUUCUCUCUCGAGGGAGGAGAGAGAAUCGCUGCAGCGAGCAGCAGCAAAGUUGGCUGGUUAUGCAGCAGCAAGAAUCAAGGAGUUCUCUCCUCAAUUAUUGGGUAGUGCUGCACUAUCAGCAGCAAGAGCAGCAAGACACGGGCAGCAAAGAGAAGAGCUGCUAGAGGCAGCAGCAUUUGAAGUGCCUCUUCUGUCUCUUCAAGGCAACGCGGGGCUGCAUGCAGCAACGUUGCUGCUAGCAGCACUAGCAGAAAGAGGGGGCCCCCCAGGGGGCCCCCAAGGGGCCCCCUUCAUGGGUACCUCCCCCAAGCAGCUGCAUGCAAUGGAGUUGCUGCUGCAGCACUGUGCUGCAGCAGCACACAAGAUGGAGGCCUCUCUCUUCUUAAGAUUUGUUACCGCCACUGCUGACAUUGCUGCUGCACUGAGGAGCAGCAGCAGCAGUAGCAGCAACAGCAGCAGCAGCAGCAGGUACUCGCGACUCUAUCCUAGAGGUUCAACAGAAGGCGGUUAUGGCGGCUCAGGAGAACAACCUGCUGCUGCUGCUGUUGCUGUUGCUGCUGUUGCUGCUGCUGUUGCUGCAGCAGCAGCAGCACAAGAAAGAUCCCUCUUUUGCCGUUUAUCCCGACUAGAUGUUUCCUUCUUCUUUGCUGCUGCAAAUGCUGCUGCUGCUCCCCGCUUCCUCCCUUCUGCUGCUGCUGCAGGAGAGCAGCAGCAGCAGCAGCAGCAGCAGCAAGAGGGAAUGGAGCGUGUCUUUACACAGCAGCUGCAGCAGCUGCUGCCCUUCUCUUUGCUGCAGCAGCAAACCCUUGCUGCAUUGUAUAAUCACUCUAUUAAUCGUCAUGCAUGCGCAGACACUUCCUUCCUGCUGCAGCACUGGCGUACCCGUGCUGCUGCUGUACUAUCAGCAGCAAACCAGCAACAGGAGCAACAACAACAACCACAGCAGCAGCAAGGAACGGAGGUAACAGCAGCAGCAGCAGCAGCCACAUCUGCUGCUGAUUUUCUUGUAAGAGAGUUGCAGUGUAUAGACACCGCAGCUCUUGUACAAUCACCUGCUGCUUAUGCCCGUCAGCUUAUUGCGUUCUCUGAAUUAUCUCUUCCUGGUGUCUUUUCUUCCCAGCAGCAGCAGCAGCAGCAGCAGCUACUGCUGCAGGAAGGCCACAGCAGCGGCAACAGCAGCAGCAGCACCAGCACCAGCAUGCUAGAUGAAGGGCCUGCAAGGGUUCUUCGUUCCCUUCUUAUUCCCCUAAGAGGAAAUCCUUCUCUUUUCCCUCCUGCUGUUUGUGCUGCUGCUGCUCGUGUUGCUGCAGAAACUGGUGUGGGGGAUCCUUUGCUGCUGGAGAGAGUCCUGCAGCGGCUAGCAGACGCCGGAGGCGCAGCUGCUGCCUCCAGCAGCAGCAGCAGCAGCAGCAGCAGCAGCAGCAAGGCACGCAGCGGAGGGAAGCACUUGCUACCUGCUGCUGCCUUUGUUGAUUUGCUGCGUGCUGCUGCUGCUGCUGCUGCUGCUGCUACCAUGACGAGGCCUGCUCGUGCUGCCUUAGAGACCCUUGUAGAGCAGCAAAAGGAAGUGCUGCUGCAGCAACCGGACCUGUCUGCUGCAGCAAUUGGACUAUUGCAGCAGCUGCAGCUGUUGGAGUUGCCGUUGCUGCUUAGCGUGCUGCAGCAGCAAGUCUCGCAGGUGCAGCAGCAGCUGCAACAACAGCUGCCGCAGCUGCAACAACAGCUGCAGCAGCAGCAGCAGCAGCAAUGGAGGUCGUCGUCAGCAGCAGCAGCAGCAGACCUACGGGGUCUUGCAAGGAUAAUCUGCUGCAUUUCAAAGGACUCAGCAGCACAGCAGCAGCUACGGCGUGGGGCCCCCGCUGUUGCUGCCAGCAGCAGCAGCUACAGCAGCAGCAGCAGCAGCAGCCCUGCGGUAUCUGCUGCGCUGCAGUGGAGUGCGCAGCUGCUGCCUCUCUUGCAGCAGGCGCUAUCUCACCGCUUGCUGAAGCUAGAGAGCAGCAGCAGCAGCAGCAAUGAGCACCAGCAGCAACAGCAGCAGCAGCCGCAACAGCAGCAGCAGCAGCAGCAGCAGCUGAGGGUUAUUGUAACAGGAGAGGCUCUGCUGCAGUUGCUGCAGGGUUUUGCUGCGCUGCCGUCUAUUAACGGUGCUGCUGAUGCAGUGCUUGCCUCGUUGCUGCUGCUGCUGCAGGUGCAGCAGCAACAUCAGCAGCAGCUGCUGGAGCUGCCGCAUCAACAGCAGCAACAGUUGCAGCAGCAGCAGCAAACCUUGUUAUGCGAUGCCCUAAGAGCAGCAGCAGAUUUGCUAACUAGCAGCAACAGUGCAGCAGACACAGCAGCAAGAAGAAACGCAUUAAAUCCACUAGAUGUUAUUAAAGGUCUUGCUGCUGCUGCUGCUGCUGCUGAUUAUCAAGUUGCAGCAGCAACAGCAGCAGCAGCAGCAGCAGCAGAUGCAGUCAGCAGCAGCAAGACUGUUUCUACUGUACGGGAAGAGAUUGCUGCAGCAGGAGGUUUGCUGCUGCAGCAGCAGGUGCUGCCACACUUCUUGCUGCUGCAGCAGCAAGACCUUAUCUCCCUUGCUGCCUGCUAUCUGCGUCUUGAUCUGCCUAGUGUAUGGGGUCAGGUGCCAGCAGCAACGCAGCAAAUGCUGCACUUGCUGCUGCAGCGGGCUUAA
Molecule: messenger RNA, 3582 nt
Organism: Eimeria maxima
Lineage: Eukaryota; Apicomplexa; Conoidasida; Eucoccidiorida; Eimeriidae
Exons: 10
Coding region: 1-3582 (1193 amino acids)
Source: RefSeq, a predicted model, not a curated record